AUGGUGCUCGAAGCUGGUUACCCCAACACGACCGGGUUCCGCAAGGUUGUCAAAGUCACCAUACUCAUCAAGAAGAAAGAAGGCAUGUCCGACGAGGACUUCAUAAACCACUACAAUAACGUUCAUGCCCAGAGGGCCGCCCCCGUCGUGCAGCGAGCAGGCGCAAUUAGCUACAGCUUGACAUACCAUCUCCAAAGGGACCGCAAAAUGAUACAAGACAUCAUGCACAAUAAGGCGAAGCUGGCAGACUACGAUGCUAUCUGCACCUUUGUCUUUCCAGACUAUCUGUGCCUAGCUAAGUUCAUGUACGACAAGGAGGGCGCGGCCUUGACCGGCGACCAUGACAACUUCAUGGAUGACAGCCAGAUGAAGAUGAUGGUUGGGGACGAGUACAUGGUCAUAGAAGAUGGUCAGAAGGUGGGAUGA
Molecule: messenger RNA, 426 nt
Organism: Mytilinidion resinicola
Lineage: Eukaryota; Fungi; Ascomycota; Dothideomycetes; Mytilinidiales; Mytilinidiaceae
Exons: 2
Coding region: 1-426 (141 amino acids)
Molecular function (GO): oxidoreductase activity
Source: RefSeq, a predicted model, not a curated record